Messenger RNA from Aspergillus udagawae, 624 nucleotides. RefSeq lists its product as uncharacterized. The transcript is spliced from 2 exons. The record is from RefSeq and is a predicted model, not a curated record. NCBI's taxonomy places the organism in Eukaryota, Fungi, Ascomycota, Eurotiomycetes, Eurotiales, Aspergillaceae. Bases 1 to 624 code for a protein of 207 amino acids.
AUGCCCAAGCGUCGUGCUGACACUGUUCUUGAAAGUGCACCGAAGCUUCCUUGCGACUGUGAUCAAAUUGCUGGUCGUGUUCAUCAAGAAGAGUACAUCCUUGAGAACGGCUUCGUGACCUCAACACUGUGUGAUUCCUGUGUCUUGUCUGGUGAGGAUUGCGUGAUGGAUCAAACUCGUCGUUAUUCCAAGUGUGCGUCGUGCACUCGUCAGGGUCGCUUGUGCAAGAAGGAUUUUUAUACCAAAAAGGAGUGGGAUCUUCUUAAGCAUGCUGAGAAGAAGAUCGCUUCUGAGCUUUCCGUGACUGAUGACGAAUUAGAGCUCCUUUAUCCCGAGCUUCAACAAUUGCAAGAACAUUUAGAAAAGAUUCAGAAGGAGUUAAUGGAAAAGCAGCAGAAGUUUCUUAAGGAGCGUGGUUUCAAGAUAUCUGAACAUGAUGCUGAGUUGUUGCGGAUCUUGGAUGAGAAGAAGUCGUCUGAUCAGCCCAAUCCUGCUAUUGAAGCCCAACAGCUGGCUGCGACUUCUGAUAAUCCUGAUUUUAGUCAGAUGGUGGUGGAGAUUGAUCAGAUGCCCCCUUCCUUCUGGGAGAAUUUCGAUCUUUCUUUAAGCAGUAUUGUUGAAUGA